Molecule: messenger RNA, 1062 nt
Organism: Cariama cristata (Red-legged seriema)
Lineage: Eukaryota; Metazoa; Chordata; Aves; Cariamiformes; Cariamidae
Product: ephrin type-A receptor 6-like
Exons: 10
Coding region: 1-1062 (353 amino acids)
Biological process (GO): axon guidance; protein phosphorylation
Cellular component (GO): neuron projection
Molecular function (GO): protein binding; transmembrane-ephrin receptor activity; ATP binding
Source: RefSeq, a predicted model, not a curated record
AUGUCCUCGGAGCCAGCAGUGCAACCUGGUUGCGCGCAGCCGGCGAUGGCGUCUGGCACAGGCACUUUUUUCUAUAUUUUUGUAGAUUUUUCAGAAGCUGCACCCUCCUUGAUAGGUAUGGUAAGGAAGGACUGGGCUUCCCAAAACAGCAUUGCCCUCUCUUGGCAAGAGCCGGACUUUCCCCAUGGAGCAAUUCUGGACUACGAGAUCAAGUACUAUGAGAAAGUCUACCCACGGAUAGCGCCGGCAUUUUGGCACUACCUGCGGGUAGAAGAGCAUGAGCAGCUCAGCUAUUCCUCCACAAGGUCCAAGGCUCCAAGUGUUAUCAUCACAGGUCUCAAGCCAGCCACCAAGUAUAUAUUUCAUAUCAGAGUCAGGACGGCAGCAGGAUACAGCGGCUAUAGCCAGAAGUUUGAAUUUGAAACUGGAGAUGAAACUUCUGAUAUGGCGGCGGAGCAGGGACAGAUUCUUGUAAUUGCCACUGCUGCUGUUGGUGGAUUCACUCUCCUGGUCAUCCUCACUUUGUUCUUCCUAAUCACCGGGAGAUGCCAGUGGUACAUAAAGGCCAAAAUGAAAUCUGAAGAAAAAAGAAGGGCUCAUUUGCAAAAUGGACAUUUACGUUUCCCAGGAAUCAAAACAUACAUUGAUCCAGACACGUAUGAAGACCCAUCUCUUGCUGUCCACGAGUUUGCAAAGGAGAUAGAUCCUUCAAGAAUUCGUAUUGAGAGAGUUAUUGGGGCAGGUGAGUUUGGAGAAGUAUGCAGCGGACGUCUGAAGACACCAGGAAAAAGAGAGAUACCUGUUGCAAUCAAAACUCUAAAAGGCGGCUAUGUGGACAGGCAGAGAAGAGAUUUCCUGAGAGAGGCUAGUAUCAUGGGGCAAUUUGAUCACCCAAAUAUAAUUCGCCUUGAAGGAGUUGUUACAAAAAGAUCCUUUCCGACCAUUGGGGUGAAGUCUCUUUCGAGAUUCCUGAGGGCGGGAUUUUUAAAUAGCAUCCUGGCCUCACAUCCAGUGUCAGGGGGUGGAUCUUUACCCCCCAGCAUUUCCUCUGAUCUUACAUGA